Molecule: messenger RNA, 1408 nt
Organism: Pygocentrus nattereri (red-bellied piranha)
Lineage: Eukaryota; Metazoa; Chordata; Actinopteri; Characiformes; Serrasalmidae
Gene: rnaseh1
Product: ribonuclease H1
Exons: 8
Coding region: 330-1196 (288 amino acids)
Biological process (GO): DNA replication, removal of RNA primer
Molecular function (GO): magnesium ion binding; RNA-DNA hybrid ribonuclease activity; nucleic acid binding
Source: RefSeq, a predicted model, not a curated record
AGAUGCAAAGUGCCUAAAAGUAAACGAAGAAGGGUGCGUGGUUAGUUGCAGUGCUGCGAGUGCUAGAAACUCUUCUCAGCUUUAAAAGUGUGUGUUUAUUCAGCUUUAUGAUCUACAGGGUCUUGGCAUAAAGUUGUUCAGCUGAGCUGCUCUUCUACUGAGAGGUCUGUGUAAUAUCCGACUGCCCGCGGAGCUCAUAACGUCGUUACCCUGCACGCCACUGGCCUGUGUUUACUCCGUGUAAGAGGUUAAAUAUGCAAGUUAACUAAACACGCCUGAGUAAAACUGCUUCGCUUUAGCUGGCGAUGACUGUGGUGUGAGUGGGGGUUAUGUUAAGACUGCCCACUUUGUGCAGUAUUGUCCGCAGAGCCCUCUGCGUCAGCGCUGAAGAGAUGGGGAAGAAGGGGAGUUUCUUUUACGCCGUGAGGAAGGGGCACAAUCCCGGAGUAUACCAGACAUGGGAUGAAUGCAAGCAUCAAGUUGACAAGUUUCCAUGUGCACAAUAUAAAAAGUUUGCCUCUGAAGUGGAUGCGUGGGCUUUUGUAAGGAAUGAAGCAACAGGAUUACUUUUGACAACAGACAGUGAUGUUCAGUUGCCUAAAAGUGUUCCAGUUGGAGCCAAAAGACCAUGUGAGGAUAACAAAGACGAUGAAACAAAUAUGAAACGGUUUAAAGUAUCUGAGGAGCCAACUCAACCUAAGGCCUCAUCUGCUGCAGGCAGUACUGAUGGGUUCACUCAUAUGGGUGAUGCUGUGGUAGUGUAUACAGAUGGCUGUUGUUCAGGCAAUGGGAGGAAUGGAGCUCGUGCGGGAAUCGGAGUAUACUGGGGUCCUGAUCACCCUCUUAAUGUUGCUGAGAGGCUGCCAGGGAGACAGACGAACCAAAGAGCUGAGUUACAGGCAGCCUGUAAGGCACUGGAGCAAGCCAGAGACAUGAACAUCAAAAAGCUUGUGCUCUACACAGACAGCAAGUUCACAAUUAAUGGCAUCACAAGUUGGGUGAAGAACUGGAAGAUCAAUGGCUGGAGGCUACGAACUGGUGGAGAAGUGGUCAAUAAGGAGGACUUCCAAAAGCUUGACAAACUGAAUGGAGAGCUUGAGGUUAUAUGGAUGCACAUUGCAGGCCAUGCUGGUUACAAAGGAAACGAAGAGGCAGACAGACUCUCCAGAGAAGGAGCAGCAAAGCCCGAGUGUUAGCUGAAGACUGCUGUGUUAAUAUUCAUCUUUCUGAGGCAAUUCAGUUCUGUGUUUGUGUUAUUAGUCCAUAAUGGACAGUGAAACUGCACAUUUUUUCAAUCCUUGUCAAAGAUUUAAGUUCCUCUUAACUUUUACUUAUCAAAAAUGUUGUAAUAAUAUGUUUGUUUGGUUUUUAUGUCAAUAAAGAACUUGUAUCCAUGCUUCUGCAGGAA